Ambispora leptoticha is the source of this 683-nucleotide messenger RNA. NCBI's taxonomy places the organism in Eukaryota, Fungi, Glomeromycota, Glomeromycetes, Archaeosporales, Ambisporaceae. The record is from the annotation of a GenBank genome assembly.
AUGAUACCGGGUGGUGAAAUUUCCUUUGAAUGUGGUGAAACAUUUACAACUGGUGAAGAUGUAGUAGGAGUAACUGCUGGUUGUUCUGGAGAUGUAAUUUCUUUGGAUGACCCCUUGAUCUCUUCUGAUUCCAAAGGUCUUAAUGCCCGGGGCAAUGACAAUAUCGCUGCUAAUGACUGGAGUGCUGAAAAUCAAUUUCCAAAUUCAUGGGGUGAUAAUUCGGCGGAAAAUGCUAAAAGCGGCUGGGAUAAUGGCUCGGUUACUGAUAAAGGUCAGAGUAAUUGGACCAACGAGGUUUCUACAGAAAAUAAUCAUAGUGGACGAAAUGGAGAUAAUAUUAAUAAUUCGGGAGGGUUGACAGUUAAUAGUAAAAAUAAAUCCGACAAUGUUAAUGAUAAUUUCCUAAGUCGGGAGGCCGACAAAUCCACAUUUGUUAAAGAAAAUAAUAACUGGGACACUGAAACUUCCAACAAUAGUUGGAAUGUUGAAAAUAACUGGACAUCAGAGACCUCCAAAGAUAAUCGGGGGACUGAUUCUCUCAAAAAUGGUAAAACAAUUAGGGAUGUGCAGAGAUCUCCUAAUCCUGGAGUACCUAGAUCUGUUGUGACUGCAAGAUCACCAGUUCCCAAUAUAUCACGGACGAUUCCUUCGCAGCCAAAGGCAUCUUGGGCUCAAAUUGUGAA